UUGAAGCAGCUAUUAUUAUGCUGCUUUUUAUAUAUCAAGUGAAAAUUGUAAAUUCUUUGAUUAAUAAAAAAUUUUCUUAUUUUAGCGAAUGUCAGAGACAACUGAGCAAGAUUCUUGAUGAUAUGGGUGAGGCUUCUGCUAGGGCUCAAGGUCUGAAUAAGCCAAUAACCAGCGCCUUAAAACUUCGAGAUACAGAUCAUAUAGUUUAUUUAUUAAUGGAUAAUGAAGCUAAUAAUGGACUAGGCAGUGUGGUGGGACUGUUAAAAACUGGAUCGAAAAAUCUCUUUAUGUUCGACGAGACUGGCGCUCAUUAUCAGUUAAAACCUAGAUGCAUUCUGGACUUUUAUAUUCAUGAAUCACGGCAGCGCAUGGGCCUUGGAAAUAUUCUCUAUCAGCAUAUGCUUUCCGAAGAGAAUAUUAGACCGGUGAAAUUAGCAAUCGAUAGACCUUCAGAGAAAUUUUUAGCUUUUUUAAGUAAACAUUAUGCUCUCACGAAGAUUAUUCCGCAGAACAACAAAUUUGUCGUUUUUCAAGGAUUUUUUGAUGACGAACAUCAGGAUGUGAGAACUAAUAGAUACAGCUUGCCCUCAAAAAAUUCAAUUGAUAUCGGUACAUCGAACGCCAUACAUAAUAACAUUGCAAAGAGUAAUUCUAGUUUGAAUGGUGUUUCUUACUCUUCCUCUAUUUCUCGCACUUCAUUUGGUAGAUAUGCCGCAGCACGACCGCCUUGUUCCAUGGCCAAUAUAAUCCAUAACACUACUGUGCUUGGUCCAUCUGCCGAGCGUACUGGUUAUUUUUUCAGUGAAAAAUCGAGCACUUUGGCUACAAUACAACUGAAACCAGAACGACCACGAUCACUGAGCCUUUAUUCGGAAGAAGAACAGAAACAACGCACAAAUGAAUUGUCAACAGUACCAACACCUGCUUUAUCCGAUUAUCAACCAAGUCCUCUAGUUACUAUUUUACGGGAAACAGAGAAAACUGAAAAAAAUGUGAAAUCCUCGCCUUCAUGUAGUCAAGAAGUAGUUGGUACCAAUCAACACAGUCGAUUAGAUUUAAAAUUCUAUCAUUCCCCUUUAUGGUAAACAAUAAAAUUGAGAUAAUGUUAGAAUUAUAUUGAAAAUUAUACUAUUUGUAUGUGCAAUAAAAUUAUAAAGCUUUACUUCUCAGAAUAAAGUAUCA
Apis florea (little honeybee) is the source of this 1182-nucleotide messenger RNA. Its product is annotated as alpha-tubulin N-acetyltransferase. Gene Ontology annotation, biological process: alpha-tubulin acetylation. Gene Ontology annotation, cellular component: microtubule. Gene Ontology annotation, molecular function: tubulin N-acetyltransferase activity. The record is from RefSeq and is a predicted model, not a curated record. NCBI's taxonomy places the organism in Eukaryota, Metazoa, Arthropoda, Insecta, Hymenoptera, Apidae.